Spinacia oleracea (spinach) is the source of this 1550-nucleotide messenger RNA. Its product is annotated as branched-chain amino acid aminotransferase 1, mitochondrial. The record is from RefSeq and is a predicted model, not a curated record. Gene Ontology annotation, molecular function: branched-chain-amino-acid:2-oxoglutarate transaminase activity. Gene Ontology annotation, biological process: branched-chain amino acid metabolic process. NCBI's taxonomy places the organism in Eukaryota, Viridiplantae, Streptophyta, Magnoliopsida, Caryophyllales, Amaranthaceae. The transcript has 10 exons. The coding region runs from base 238 to 1401 and encodes 387 amino acids.
UAUAUAUCAAAAACCAAAUUUCAUUAAAAUAAAAAAUGAUUAAAAUAAUAUUAUAUUAUUGGAAAAAUUAUGUUAAAAAAAACAGAAAAAGAAAUAGCAGGAGUAAUUUCUUUGUCUAACAGUUGUGCUAUUAAAUUGGCGCACUUCUGUCUUAGUCCCAACCGAACAGAUUCUUUGUCCAUUAAAUUGAUUCAUUAUAUUUUCCCCAAACUUGCAAGUUUUUGAAAAGAGAGAAAAAUGAUGAAGAAUAGUUUUUUCCUUCGCAAGUUCAUCCCAGAUUUCAGUAAUAUUUCUCCUCCAUCAAAGUUUUUGAAGCUUCAAUGCCUUUAUUUCUACACGUCCCAGGCAGCUUCACCAGUUUACAGCCAAGUUGGUAGUGAUGAUGAAUAUGCAGAUAUUGACUGGGACGCUAUGGAGUUCGGCCUCACACCUACAGAUUACAUGUAUACCACAAAGUGUACUCAGCAGGAAGAUGGUUUUCCUCAAGGACAACUUAAUCGGUAUGGAAAUCUUGAAUUAAGUCCUGCUGCUGGGGUGCUCAACUAUGGACAGGGCAUAUUUGAAGGAAUGAAGGCAAUCAGGAGAGAAGAUGGGCAGAUUGUGUUAUUCCGCCCUGAACAAAAUGCCCUCCGCAUGAAAGUAGGUGCUGAUAGAAUGUGCAUGCCUUCUCCUUCGGUCACUCAAUUCCUUGAUGCCGUCAAGCAAACUGCUCUUGCCAACAAGCGUUGGAUUCCUCCUCCUGGAAAGGGAUCACUCUACAUGAGACCUAUGCUCCUUGGAACUGGUCCAAUCCUCGGGCUUGGUCCUGCUCCUGAAUACACGUUUCUUGUCUAUGCUUCCCCAGUUCGCAACUAUUUCAAAGAAGGCAGUGCCCCCUUGAGUUUGUAUGUCGAACAAGAAUUUGAUCGUGCUUCUCGUGGUGGAACUGGUGGAAUAAAAACAAUCAGCAACUAUGGACCCGCUUUAAGGCCACUUAUGAAGGCGAAGACCAAAGGAUUCUCUGAUGUUCUAUAUCUAGAUUCGGUCAACGGAAAGUAUGUUGAGGAAGUCUCCUCUUGUAACAUAUUUAUGGUUAAGGAAAACACAAUCUCGACUCCCCCAAUUAACGGAACAAUUCUCCCGGGUGUUACCAGAAAAAGUAUCAUUGAAAUAGCCCGUGAUCUUGGUUACAAUGUGGAGGAAAGGCCAAUACCAGUGGAGGAAUUGCUUGAAGCUGAUGAAGUUUUCGGCACAGGAACAGCUGUUGUAGUUGCUUCUGUAGGCAGCAUUACAUAUCACAGUCAGAGGGUAGAAUACAGAACUGGUGAUAACUCGGUAUCAAAGAGGUUAAUGUCAACAUAUAAUGGAAUUCAAAAUGGAGUGAUGGAGGACAACAAGGGUUGGAUGGUUGAAAUUAGGUAGGGCUCCUACAGUUUUAGCCAAUAUUAUGUAUAAUUUGGAGGCUAAUGGCUCUUCUAAGCUCAUUCAUUUUGAGAUGGAGUGUCUGCAAAUUGUAAAGCGUGUAAUGAUUAAUGUACUUAAGCAAACAAAUGCUGAUUUUGUUCGUUCAA